Physella acuta is the source of this 1363-nucleotide messenger RNA. RefSeq names its product histone-lysine N-methyltransferase SETMAR. NCBI's taxonomy places the organism in Eukaryota, Metazoa, Mollusca, Gastropoda, Physidae. Gene Ontology annotation, cellular component: nucleus. Gene Ontology annotation, molecular function: zinc ion binding; histone methyltransferase activity; protein binding. The record is from RefSeq and is a predicted model, not a curated record.
AUUGCUUUGUUCAUGCGACGAAGUUUAGAUAUAGACUUAACAUUUUUUAUUUAGAUCUAGGUCGCGUUCCUAAUAAAUUAUGAUAAUUAUUAUAUUACCUAAGUCUCAACAUGUAGGCCUAUAAAUAUUUUAUUGCAUGAUGAGAGAUGCAACCUUUACUUGUGGGGAUCUAAGUAAUGGAAUUGAAAUUGUUCCCAUUGUUGGGCCACUGUGUGAAGAUACAAUUGGUUUCAGUUACAUAAAAACUAACAUACCUGGUCCUGGUGUGAACCUACAAGAUUUUGAAGAACAAUAUGCAGGUUGUAGUUGUAAAGGUAUUUGUAACCCAGUCUCCUGUCAGUGUCUUCAAUACUUUGGCAUGGCAUAUGAUUCAUCAGGGAAACUAAAAUCUAAGACUAUCAAAUAUUCUAAGCCUGUUUUGGAAUGUGGUAACCAUUGCCAGUGUGAUUCUAAACUCUGUGUGAACCGUGUUGUGCAGCAUGGCAUAACCAAAAAGUUAGAGGUAUUUCACACAGAAUCCAAAGGUUACGGCUUGAGGUUAAGGAAUUGUUUACAAGAAAAUAUAAUUUGUCAUAGUUUUGUCUGUGAAUAUGCUGGUGAAGUAGUUGGUGAAAAUGAAGCAAGGAGUCGAAUGCAGAAGACAGAAACAACUGGGUCAGAUAACUAUCUUAUUGUUUUAAAAGAAUUUGUUUCAAAUAAAACUUUGUUCACAUACAUUGAUCCUCAUAAAAUUGGAAAUAUUGCUAGAUUUAUCAACCAUUCCUGUGACCCCAAUUUGAUAAUGGUACCUGUUCGUGUCAAUCAUUCUAUACCAAGACUUGCGUUAUUUGCAUGCAGAGAUAUUACACUGAAUGAAGAGUUGACAUUUAACUAUAGUGGAAUAACAUUAACAUCAAAGACUUUAAUCACACACGAUGCUGAAGUAAACCCUUGUGAUGAAAGAAGUAUUUCUAAACAAAUAAAAGAACAGAGCUGUUUUUUAGAAAAGAAGCAACGUAAACAAUGUCAUUGUGGGAGCAACAAUUGUUCUGGUUUUUUACCCUUUGAAGAACAACUUUUAUGUGUAUGAAUUUGUAUUUGUGAAUAAAAAAAACUCAAUGGUUCUCCUUUUUUUAUGAAAAUGUAAUAUUAAAAUAAAAAAUUGUAACAGAAAAUAUUCUGACUGUAACUUUAAAACUGCAUCAUGUGUUCUGUUAAGUUUCAUUAAGAGAGUAAGAACCAGUAUUACUAUUAGAGCUGCAAAAGUAAACUGAUAGCUUCAUCAAACUGAAACAUUUUUCUUCUACAGCACCAGAUCUAUAACCAUAAUGCCACAGUUAACUUUUUUUGCCACUUCACUUUACUAAGCCAAACCAUUUUACCU